This is a messenger RNA of Linepithema humile (Argentine ant), 2053 nucleotides long. RefSeq names its product putative fatty acyl-CoA reductase CG5065. Gene Ontology annotation, cellular component: peroxisome. Gene Ontology annotation, biological process: long-chain fatty-acyl-CoA metabolic process. NCBI's taxonomy places the organism in Eukaryota, Metazoa, Arthropoda, Insecta, Hymenoptera, Formicidae. Gene Ontology annotation, molecular function: alcohol-forming very long-chain fatty acyl-CoA reductase (NADP+) activity. The record is from RefSeq and is a predicted model, not a curated record.
UCACGGAUUACAACGAAGCUCAUUAAGUUCGUGAGCACGGAGUACACAGGAUCUAUUCUCACAAAAUAGCAAAAGUGAAACAAAACAUUACAUUAAUUGCAAGUGAUAACAGAAUUAAACCAUAGGAUUCAAUCGAACGUGUGCAACACCAACAGUGAUAAUGGACAAGAAAAGGAGCGAAAUUCAAUCCUAUUACAAAAACAAGACCAUUUUUGUUACCGGCGCUUCCGGCUUUAUGGGCAAGGUUCUCUUGGAAAAGUUGCUGUAUUCUUGCUCGGAAAUCGACAAAAUUUACAUCCUUAUACGAAGCAAGAAAGGUCACAACAUCGAUACUCGACUCAGCAACAUAUUCGAUUUACCUUUGUUUCAAAGAAUUAAAAUCGAGAAACCUAAUGUCCUUCAAAAAGUGAUACCGUUAAACGGCGACAUAACUUCGGACAAUUUGGGUCUCACUGAAGAGCAGCGAGAACGUCUGAUAAACGAAGUACAUGUGGUAUUUCAUUGCGCUGCAUCUAUUCGCUUCGAUACGAAAUUAAAAGACGCCAUCGAGCUGAACACUAUAAGUACAAAAAGGGUAUUGGACUUGGCAAAGCAAAUGAAGCAACUGGAAUGUUUCCUGCACUUAAGCACGACUUUUUGUCACGUCGAACAAGAAGAACUUGCCGAAUGUACAUAUAAUUCCCCUCAUAAUCCCUACCAUGUCAUAAAACUCGUUCAAUGGCUGGACGAAGAAGCUAUCGAUCUUCUUACACCAAAUUUAAUGCAUCCGCAUCCAAAUAGCUACACGUAUUCGAAGUGUCUUGCCGAAACAUUGGUGGUCAACGAGUAUCCUAAUCUGCCUUGCUGUAUUGCGAGGCCAUCAAUUGUAUUUUCAGCUAUAGAAGAACCGUUACCAGGUUGGGUGGACAAUCUGAAUGGUCCUGUAGGAUUGUUCGUCGCUGCGGGCAAAGGUGUCGUCAGAUCAAUGCACUGCAAUGGCAGUUAUCAUGCUGAAAUUAUACCGGUUGACAUUGCGAUUAAUAAUUUAAUUGUAAUUGCAUACAGAGUCGGUACCAAGCAGGAGAAAUCAAAAAGUAUACCCGUGUUUAAUGUAACACAAGGCAGAAUAACAGAGACGACUUUCGGCGAGAUACUUGAAUUGGGUAGACGUGUUUAUUAUGAAUAUCCUUUUGAUGGACAGGUUUGGUAUCCUGACGGCAAUAUACGUAGCAACAAAUUUGUGCACAAUUUAUUCGUCUUCUUUUUCCACAUCAUACCCGCGUACUUUAUCGAUUUCUUAAUGCUGAUUUUUCGACAAAAAAGAUUUAUGGUCAAACUCCAGAAACGAAUUUCAGCUGGACUCGAAGUACUGCAAUAUUUUACCACGAGAAAAUGGAUGUUUCAUAACAAUAAGAUAACAACUAUAUUUGAUGAAUUAUCGCCAGAGGAUAAAAAAUUGUUUCCCACUUAUAUCGAUUCUAAUUACGACAAAAUAGAAUAUGUAAAGAAUUGGAUUCUCGGCGCGCGACAAUACUGCUUAAAGGAAGACUUGUCUUCUUUACCGAGAGCCCGUCGGCAUCAAAAAAUAUUGUACGUUGUUCAUAUUACAACAGUGUAUUUAUUCUACUUUGGCAUAUUAUAUUACAUUUACAACUCUGAGAUAAUAAGAAGCAGUUUGGAUUACAUCACGGAGAAAUUGAAAUUGUAGCCGAUUAUAGGCAGAUUUGUGUAAAUUUAUAAGAAUGCAUACGUAUUCUUUUCACGUUUAUCGCGUCAUACAUAUGUAAUUUGUGCAAUGCAACUAACAAAAGGGAGAAGGAUAAUCUCUUUGACACACAAUUAUUAUCCAAUGAUUUGUUUAGAGUUUUUUGAGCUACUUGUAAUUCUAUUCUAUAGAACACAUAUUACGAGGUGGAAGGCAAUCUUAAUAUAUAUUUUUGAUGUAAAAAUUUUAUUCUGACUAUUGAUAUUAGAUAUAACUUCGAAUUAGAGACAAUGACUAGUUUGUAAAAAUUAUAAAUAUGGUCUACAUUUGUUUCCUCAAUCAAAAGAUAAAGGUGUUUUUUUAAGAUGA